Messenger RNA from Pteronotus mesoamericanus, 3428 nucleotides. It is a transcript of the gene PYCR3, whose product is annotated as pyrroline-5-carboxylate reductase 3. Gene Ontology annotation, molecular function: pyrroline-5-carboxylate reductase activity. Gene Ontology annotation, biological process: L-proline biosynthetic process. Bases 8 to 838 code for a protein of 276 amino acids. The record is from RefSeq and is a predicted model, not a curated record. Lineage: Eukaryota; Metazoa; Chordata; Mammalia; Chiroptera; Mormoopidae. The transcript is spliced from 7 exons.
AGGCAACAUGGCGGCGCAGGCUGUGGAACCCGGCCGUUGGCAAGUGGGCUUCGUGGGCGCUGGCCGCAUGGCGGAGGCCAUCGCGCAGGGCCUCAUCCGAGCAGGAAAAGUGGAAGCCCGGCACGUGCUGGUCAGUGCACCAACGGACAGGAACCUCUGUCACUUCCGGGCUCUGGGCUGCCGGACCACCCAUUCCAACCGGGAGGUGCUGGAGAGCUGCUUGCUCGUCUUCUUUGCCACCAAGCCCCACAUCUUGCCAGCCGUCCUGGCAGAGGUGGCCCCUGUGGUCACCUCUAAGCACAUCCUGGUGUCCGUGGCGGCCGGCGUCCCUCUGAGCACCCUGGAGGAGCUGCUUCCCCCGGCCUCACGGGUGCUGCGGGUCUCACCCAACCUGCCCUGCGUGGUCCAAGAGGGGGCCAUGGUGCUGAGCCGCGGGCGCCAUGCCGGGAGCAGCGAGGUGGAGCUCGUGCAGACUCUGCUGGAGGCGUGUGGGCAGUGCGAGGAAGUGCCUGAGGCCCAGGUGGACGUCCACACUGGCCUCAGUGGCAGUGGCGUGGCCUUCGUGAGCCUGUUCUCCGAGGCCCUCGCCGACGGCGCUGUCAAGAUGGGCAUGCCCAGCUGCCUAGCUCACCGCAUCGCCGCCCAGACCCUGCUGGGCACGGCCAAGAUGCUACUGCAGAAGGGGCAGCACCCGGCCCAGCUGCGGGCAGACGUGUGCACGCCCGGCGGCACCACCAUCUACGGCCUCCAUGCCCUGGAGCAGGGCGGGCUGCGCGCGGCUGCAAUGAGCGCCGUGGAGGCCGCCGCCUGCCGGGCCAAGGAGCUCAGCAGGAAAUGAGGCGCUUCCCUGGCGGCACCCCGCUUCCCGUACGGGGAGCGUGAGGGGUAGAGCUGGAGGGGUCCCUCAGCAGCGGGAACUGCCUGCCCUGCAGCCCAGGCACGAGGCCUCGCCCUGAUGGCCCACCGCAAGGGGACGCAUGGGUCCCACGAGCAGCUGCGUGGCUGCAGCUGGCUUGGCUCUGGGGACUGUACACGAGAGGACCGCUCCUCUCAGUAAAGCCCGCGGGGCCAGGCCACCACGUCUGUCCUGUCCCUGGGCUGGCCUGCUGCUGGGCUGGGGGCUGCUCCACGGUCAGGAGGAUGGGUCUUGGCCAGCAGGGGCCACACGCGGGGCUCGGCUGGGUGUGCGCCCCUCCCCCAGACCCGAAGCCCCUGGCAAGCGGCAGGCGGAGCUGGGCCUGAUGACCCUUCUCAGUCAAGAGUCCCGGAGGGUCCUGAGGCCUGGCCUCUGAGUGCAGGACUUUCCAGUGUGUCCCUGAAGAGACCAACAGGCCGGGAACGGAGCCCAAAACAAGGCUGGGGGGCCUCUGCAUGGGUGGGGCGCCUGUGGCUUUGUCCCUGGCACUGCCCACAAGGCCCCCUGGGGCCUCCUCGCUGCAUGGUUGCCGCUGCCACUGACCCGCGGGGGCCGGAGGAGAGCGCCCUGUCUGCGCAUCUGUGGCCUAGCCGGCCCCGCCCCUCCUCGGGCUUCUGGCCGCCACCCUCUCCCCACCUUCCUUUGGUCUGACCUCGGGUCGGCCUGAGUCUGUGUCCACACCAGGUUUCUUCCGUGAGGUGGGAAUAAAGCCAGUAUCCUGUAGCAUGGCGUGGCCGGCAUGUAACGGGAGGCCAGCAGAACUGAACCCCGGGGGCCUGGCAGCGUGAGCCAGCGACCCACCUCACCACCCCAGAGCCCGCGGCCGCUGGGCAGUGGGUCCCAGCAAGGCACCGCCUCACAGUCCGUGGGGAGCCGGUGGGCUCGGCCCAGCAGCACCUCGGUGAGCCCACAGCCCCGCUUGGGGCGCGCUGAGUCGGGGGGAUGGGGCCACAGCCCAGCUGUUGGCUGGCAGGUCUCCUCGCCUCGCACCCCAAGGCCAACAUGGCUUUCGGGAGACGCUGGUGCAUGCAAUAGCGGUUUCUCCAUCUUCAGUGCAUGAGAUGCCCUAGGUCCAGGCCCUGGGCCAGCGCUGCACAAAUGAGACUUCGGAAGGGGACGCAUGGGAAGUGAGCGUGUCCGGCCUUUAUUGUAGGGCACAGUGGGCCCGCUGACCGGGCGAGUCCGCCGUCAGCGGGGCUGGGCGUGACGGCCCCUCCGGAGCCUGCAGCCCCCCAGCCCACGUCCUCUCACGGGUACGCCCCUGGUGCCGAGCCUCACUUGUGGCCACCCUCACCGUGGGCCAGACUGUGUCCAGGGCCCUGCUCCUGCCCGCCUCUCCACAGCAGUCCCUGCCUGCACUUGGGGCCCCUGGACGGCAGGCCUCUCGGCUUGAGGGUCCACCCCUUCGCUCAGACUGCACCUGCGGCUGGGGGCCAUGGUCCAAGCACACAGCCCCUUCAGGCAGGGUGGGUCCCUGUUGAAGUCUAGUCUUGCACCCCCCCACGUCAAACCUGCAGACCAGGGGUGCUUUCAGCUGAAGCCUGGGCGCACACUUCCCUGCCCACGGGCCACUGUGUGGAAGGCCCGUGACUUCCUCCACCUGGACUGCUCCUCGGGGGGCUCUGAGCAGGGCAGGGAGGGGCUGGCGGCUCGUCCCCAAGCAUCUCCUGCCACAGGGGUCCCCGCACCCUGGCUGGGACUGGGUGACCUUCCAGGGCCAGCGUCUGGCUUGCAGACAGCGGAUGAAGGAAUUCUAGCAGCACCACCCAGACCCCUCCCCAGGGGCGCUCACCCCUAGUUCGCAGGUCGGCACAAUCCAGGGUGGCAGAGCUCUGACGUCCACGGACCAGCAGAUAGCAGCAGUGGGGGGCGGCCGCGGGUGAGGCCACCCGCCGGGCCCGCGUCCGCCGUCUGCUGCGGAGACAAGCCCAGGGACUCCCACCAGACGCCGCCUUUGGCCAGGCUGCCCCUGACUCCACACUGAGCUGAGCCCAGGGAGGGCAGGUGGCUGUGAGGUGGCAGCACUGAGGUCACGGUGACCCGUUGGUGGGACUGCCCACGGGGCCUGGCGCCUGCAGCCUCUGCCCCAAAGUGCACACACCACCAGUGCCUCCAUCCCAGAGAGGAAGCCUUCAUAGGCCCUCGUGAGGUGAGGGGCCCCUGGCCCACACUUCACUGGCAUUCAAGCCGGCCCCGGCUGGCAGGACUCAGUGGGUCAAGCACCGGCCUGCGAACCUCACCGUCGCCGGUUUGAUUCCCAGGCAUUGGGCACAUGCCUGGGUUGCAGGCCAGGUCCCCAGUAGGGGGCGUGCAAGAGGCAACCACAUUGAUGUUUCUCUCCCUCUUCCUCUCUUCUCUUUAAGAAUAAAUAAAAUCUAAAAAAGAAAAAAGCAGCUUCUUAAGGCCCCAGGCCAGCGUGGACCAGCCUCAUUUUAUACAGGCCACUGGGACAGGCUGGAGCUGCCUCCUGGGGUGCAGCCUGAGCCCCCAGACAGGAGGGGCUGGUGCACCA